Quercus robur (English oak) is the source of this 1083-nucleotide messenger RNA. RefSeq lists its product as uncharacterized. Lineage: Eukaryota; Viridiplantae; Streptophyta; Magnoliopsida; Fagales; Fagaceae. The coding region runs from base 1 to 909 and encodes 302 amino acids. The transcript has 5 exons. The record is from RefSeq and is a predicted model, not a curated record.
AUGGUGCUCUUUCACAUGAAGAUUGAUCAGGUACCAAACAAGUACAUCUUAAAAAGAUGGUGCAAAAAUAUUAAGAGGAGCCACACCAAAGUUCGCAUCAACUAUGACAAUCGGCUUGUCAAACCUGAAACACAACGCUUUGAUAAAAUGUACAAAGCCUUCAAUGAGGUUGUAGACUUGGCAAUAGAUUCUGAAGAUAAGUGUGAGAAGGUGGUGGCACGAAUUCUUGAAUUAAAAGGAGAGUUCAAACAAGAAAAACUUGUUUGUGGAAGUAAUGAACCCAUUUCUACAGGUAUUCCUACAGAUUCAACCUCAUGUGGAGAUGAUCUUGCAAUUUCUAAAGAGACUAAAAACAUACUUGAUCCAGUAGUGGUUAGACAAAAGGGACGACCACCAUCUAAAAGGAAGCAGUCAAUAGUUGAGAAAGUUGUUAGAAAAAAGGAGGAAAGGAAAAAGAAAAAGAAAACCAAAAUGGCUACUAAGGUUGAGAAUGUGUCUUGUACAACCCCUACUAUGGGAUUGAGGGUGCUUGGAGUACAAAAGAGUUUUAACUUAAAUGAGUUGGAACUGCAACAAUCACAACAGAUUGGUAAAGAGAGUUAUGAAGAAUCCAUCAUGUGGCCAAACAUUAAUUGCCCUCCUAAUAUCAUCGGGAUGAGUCCAUAUUAUGGGCUGCCAAAUAUGCUACAAGGAGGAAACUCGCCAUUUCAGUCAAGUAUGAUAAGACAAGUGGUUGGAAUGCAACCAUUUAGUUACCAUGAAAACACAUCUCAGGAUGAUUCUCCACUCCAGAAGGCAUGUUAUGAUUUGUCAAAUGAGCAUCCAAGCAAUUCUAUUGGGAAGUUUGGUACCAAUGAUGUGACAAAAGUUGGAAAUCCAAAAUUACACGAAGAUGGCAGGGGCAAUUAGUUUGUUUAUGAUAUAUAGGGUCAUAAGAUUAGUUUAAACAUGGAAACUUGACGGUUAAUAUUUUUGUCUCAUAAUGUAGCCCAUUGGGCAACCUUUUGUAAUAAGGUAGGAACCUUCUCUAACUCUAAAACAUUAAUGUAAAAGUUCUUUUUAAAUGCAAAUCAUUUUUUAUCA